AUGAUUCUUAUUACUGCAAAAUUGACUCAGUUCGCUGGACGUGACAAUGAUGACGAUGGUCCGUGUCUAGAUGCUGCGCUAGAAUCACUGCUGACGUCAAGUCUGCUGGAGGAUGACCUGACUGGAGACAAAACAUCGCUUGACCAGGUCCGAAAAGCGUAUUUACUGGCCUUUUACGAGUUACACCAAUCUCCAGGGCAUUCAUCCUGGCUACGUAUCUCCAAGGUGACGCGUAUGGCAUAUCGCCUUGGCUUAGAUCGACUUGAUCAAGUCCGUGUUCUAUACCCCGACUGGAACGCGGUGAGCGAUGAAGACACUGAGGAAUGGCGAGCGUUGUGGUGGCGAAUCUACCGACUCGACACUUACUCCAAUCUUGCCUCUGGUACACCAUAUCUAAUUGAUGAGAUGAUAAUCAAUACAACCAUAUCCCUCACUCGGACGGAAGAUGGUGUAAUUCAGGGGAUUCUUUUGCCACCCCACAGUGAUGGUUUGCUGGAAAUUAUUCCUGCCAUUAUAUCAAACAAAGAGACCCUGCUAGACAACAUUCACACUGUCACGACUGCCAUUAUGCGUCAAGUUGGUCGCGUCAUCCGUAUGCAUAUGUUGCAAUGGCACGACAGAGUAAUGUUGGAGGCCGGGAACACUGAGCAACGGCUAGCUACACUUUGUCUAGCCCUUCCCCUGGGCUGGCUCAAUCCUCAACGGAAUGCGUUCGCGAAUGAAGGCGCCGGUGACCACCAUGCUAGGCUAAUUACUGUCUUUCAUCUUAGAAUGGCGCAGUUGCUCCUUUCAAUCGUUGAAUGUGGUCAUCGGCGAGAAGACGAUUGGCUGCCAAGCUGGCAACGCGUUCUUAGCACCUCUCGAGAUAUCGCUACGUUGGCAUAUCAGUGGGACAGUGCAUUCUGUCUCUCAGUGGACCCUGCAAUCACUUUCAUCCUUUUUACAGCGCUUGUUUUUCUUGAUCUUCAUAGAAAGUCCAGCACAUCAGAUGAGAAUCUCCGCUAUAAUCUUUCCAAAGAUGUCACGGUGCUACAACUACAGUUGAAACAUUUUGGGAGCUUCUGGAUGCAGGCGAGGCUGCUUACUUGUAUGUGGCGCAUUUUCCCAAGCUUCACGAAAUGGGAUAUCUACUAA
This is a messenger RNA of Penicillium angulare, 1134 nucleotides long. RefSeq names its product transcription factor domain-containing protein. Gene Ontology annotation, cellular component: nucleus. Gene Ontology annotation, molecular function: zinc ion binding; DNA binding. The coding region runs from base 1 to 1134 and encodes 377 amino acids. Gene Ontology annotation, biological process: DNA-templated transcription. The record is from RefSeq and is a predicted model, not a curated record. The transcript has a single exon. Lineage: Eukaryota; Fungi; Ascomycota; Eurotiomycetes; Eurotiales; Aspergillaceae.